UCCUUGCUCGGGUCUAUCCUAGUCGCGAAAGGGGCGUCAGACCGCUUCGGUUCCUUGUCUGCCAUAUUGGUCCAGCUAGUUAGCUAACUUGCCUGUUUCGCAAGUUGUCCCCGCUGAGUUGCAACGCAUCCACACAGGGCGACCCCAUGUGGUUAAACGAUAGAAAGUCAAUCCAUGUUGUUAUCAGAUCUGCUUCGUAAUAGUGCAGCCAUAAAAAAAGUUCGGGGUGAAACAAACACUGAGACGUGUCACGACAAAAUAAUCCCCGGGUACAUACAGCGGCUUCCUCGGUUCCUAUCAAACAAACUCCAAGAGAACAUCGCCAUCUUGUGGUACAAUUCAAUAGAAACAGCAUUUAGACAACUAAUUAGCAUUUUAAACUGAUUGACUAUCUUUUAACGACAAAGUAAAAUGGCUAUGGCGAGGGAGAAUUUGGCGAAGUCUCAAAGUUUACAGUUUCGAGAAACCUCUGUCGAAAUGCUGACGGACUUUCUAACGGAUCUCAACGAGAGAAAUAGAGAUAACCUCCAGAAUUUGCCCAUCUGUAGUGGAGCCUUCAAGGACAGAAGACUGUUUGAAUACACACUGCUGAUGUGUCGGGAGCUCCAACUGGACACAUCCGUUGCAUACCAAGCCAUUGAAUUUCUUCAAAGGUUCAUGGUCAAGAACAUUACACAUUUGCUGACAGAUGCUAGAGUGACCGAUCCGGGGGCCCUUGAGGAUGCCACAUUCAAACAGCUCAAGGGAAAUUUCGCCUUGACCGUCUUUUCCUGCAUUCAACUGGCCAGCAAGUUGUCACUGCAGAGCCAAAACGUUGACAUCCACAUGGCCAUGCGCUUCCUGCACUCAGUCGGCCUCAACUUCUCCAAGCAGGCCAUUCUGGAAUCGGAGUUGAUGGUCCUGAAGGGCCUGGACUUCCGACUGGAUCUUCCUAACCCUCUCACCUACGUGGAAACCCUUCUGGAGGUGCUCGCGAACAACGAGCCGAGCGCCCCCGUGGAGCACUUGUACCGCUUGUGCCGCCAUGUUCUCCAGUUAGUCAGCUUGCAGCGAGACUCUUUCUAUGACGCUUUGCUCACCAUAACCACGCAGAACCUCAAUCCCACCGCGGAAAUGAGAGAGAAGUUUAUAACAGUGACCGAAGAUUGCAUGAUGCUGGGCGUGGGUGUCAUCGCUGCGGCUGCCUUCAUCCUCCACGUCCAGUACUGGGAGCAGGUGGUGACAGAACUGAGCCACAUGACCGGAAUCUCCACCGCUGUUAUCAGCGACUUCAGCCGCGUCGCGCUUACGUUGAUUGUCGGAACCCCCUCAUACGGCCAGUGAAAUUUCCCAGUCUCUUGUGCUCACUUAACAAAGAUUAAUGAAGAGAAUAAAU
Molecule: messenger RNA, 1375 nt
Organism: Corythoichthys intestinalis (scribbled pipefish)
Lineage: Eukaryota; Metazoa; Chordata; Actinopteri; Syngnathiformes; Syngnathidae
Gene: cntd1
Product: cyclin N-terminal domain containing 1
Exons: 7
Coding region: 412-1323 (303 amino acids)
Biological process (GO): reciprocal meiotic recombination
Cellular component (GO): site of double-strand break
Source: RefSeq, a predicted model, not a curated record